Eutrema salsugineum is the source of this 2506-nucleotide messenger RNA. Its product is annotated as heat shock 70 kDa protein 6, chloroplastic. Lineage: Eukaryota; Viridiplantae; Streptophyta; Magnoliopsida; Brassicales; Brassicaceae. Gene Ontology annotation, biological process: cellular response to unfolded protein; protein refolding. The record is from RefSeq and is a predicted model, not a curated record. The coding region runs from base 162 to 2303 and encodes 713 amino acids. The transcript is spliced from 8 exons. Gene Ontology annotation, molecular function: ATP-dependent protein folding chaperone; ATP binding; misfolded protein binding. Gene Ontology annotation, cellular component: chloroplast; cytoplasm.
AUCUUCUUCUAUGUAUCUUCCUCCUCCUCACCUACCCUAGGGUUUCUCUUUCAAAGUUCAAACCCUCUUUCUCAUUUCUCCCUCUGUCCACUUACGUCGUUGCCUUUGCUUCUCUCGUGCUUCCUUCAUUAUUAUUAUUAAUCUACUAUUAAGCUUAAAAAAUGGCUUCAUCCUCCGCCCAAAUUCACGUUCUCGGCGGAAUUGGAUUCGCCACUUCUUCUUCCAAGAGGAAUCUCAAUGGUAAAGGUAGCUUCAUGCCAAGAAGCGCCUUCUUCGGCACAAGAACGGGCCCUUUCUCCACUCCUACUUCUGCCUUCCUCAAAAUGAAUAGCAGAAAUGGCUCAAGGUACGCAGUUGGUCCCGUGCGCGUGGUUAACGAGAAGGUCGUUGGAAUCGAUUUGGGUACGACUAACUCCGCCGUAGCUGCCAUGGAAGGAGGCAAGCCUACGAUUGUGACGAACGCUGAGGGUCAGAGGACGACGCCGUCUGUGGUGGCGUACACGAAGAGCGGUGACCGGCUUGUCGGGCAGAUUGCGAAGCGGCAAGCCGUUGUUAAUCCUGAGAACACUUUCUUCUCGGUAAAGAGGUUUAUUGGUAGGAGGAUGAACGAGGUAGAUGAGGAGGCUAAGCAGGUUUCAUACCGAGUUGUUAGGGAUGAGAACGGAAAUGUCAAGCUGGAGUGUCCUGCCAUUGGCAAACAAUUUGCUGCUGAGGAAAUCUCAGCUCAGGUUCUGAGGAAACUCGUGGAUGAUGCUUCAAGAUUUUUGAACGAAAAAGUAACCAAGGCUGUCGUCACUGUACCUGCUUACUUCAACGACUCACAGAGGACAGCUACGAAAGAUGCUGGUCGCAUUGCUGGGCUGGAAGUUCUUCGUAUUAUUAAUGAGCCCACUGCUGCUUCAUUGGCUUAUGGAUUUGAGAGAAAAAGCAACGAAACAAUUCUAGUCUUUGAUCUUGGUGGUGGUACCUUUGAUGUCUCAGUGCUUGAGGUUGGUGAUGGUGUGUUUGAAGUGCUUUCCACCUCUGGAGACACCCAUUUGGGUGGAGAUGACUUUGACAAGAGAGUUGUUGAUUGGCUUGCUUCAAAUUUCAAGAAAGAUGAAGGCAUUGAUCUUCUGAAAGAUAAGCAAGCACUUCAGAGAUUGACAGAGGCAGCGGAAAAAGCUAAAAUUGAGCUUUCCUCCCUGACUCAGACAAAUAUGAGCUUACCAUUUAUCACGGCCACAGCUGAUGGACCUAAACACAUAGAAACCACCCUGACACGUGCCAAGUUCGAAGAAUUGUGUUCAGAUUUACUUGACAGGUGUAAGACUCCCGUUGAGAAUUCCCUGAGAGAUGCAAAGCUCAGUUUCAAAGAUAUUGAUGAAGUAAUCCUUGUUGGUGGAUCCACACGUAUUCCUGCUGUUCAGGAAGUCGUCAGGAAGCUGACUGGGAAAGAACCCAAUGUGACAGUAAAUCCUGAUGAGGUUGUUGCCCUAGGUGCUGCAGUCCAGGCUGGUGUUCUGGCUGGAGAUGUGAGUGACAUUGUGCUUCUCGAUGUGACACCACUUUCGAUUGGUUUGGAAACUCUUGGUGGUGUGAUGACUAAGAUUAUUCCAAGGAACUCUACACUGCCUACUUCCAAGUCAGAAGUCUUCUCGACUGCUGCUGAUGGACAGACAAGUGUUGAGAUUAAUGUGCUGCAGGGUGAGAGGGAGUUUGUCCGGGAUAACAAGUCUCUUGGCAGCUUCCGUUUAGAUGGUAUCCCUCCGGCACCACGUGGAGUUCCACAAAUCGAAGUCAAAUUUGACAUCGAUGCCAAUGGAAUCCUAUCCGUGAGUGCGAGUGACAAAGGCACCGGAAAGAAACAAGACAUCACCAUUACUGGUGCCAGUACAUUGCCCAAGGAUGAGGUAGAGCAAAUGGUGCAAGAAGCAGAAAGGUUUGCAAAGGAUGACAAGGAGAAGAGAGACGCAAUUGACACAAAGAACCAAGCAGAUUCGGUGGUGUACCAGACAGAGAAGCAACUUAAAGAACUUGGAGAUAAAAUCCCAGGUGAAGUGAAAGAGAAGGUGGAGGCUAAGCUACAGGAGCUGAAAGACAAGAUUGGAAGCGGAUCAACCCAGGAAAUCAAAGAUACAAUGGCUGCUCUAAACCAAGAAGUGAUGCAGAUUGGCCAGUCUAUGUACAACCAGCCAGGAGCUGGAGCAGGAGCUGCAGGUCCAGGUCCUUCCCCUGGAGGUGAAGGUGCUUCAUCAACAGAUUCAUCGUCAAGCAAAGGUGGUGAUGAUGUGAUCGAUGCCGACUUUACAGACAGCAAAUGAGAGAACGAACUAGGACGGCUUGAAUUGAAUACGUACAUCUUAUGCGCAGUGAGCGUGUCAAAAACUCAUGAUUUUUGUAGGACGAAUAAUAUGUUUGAGUUUGAGACACACAUGAAUUGUUAAGAUCAUUGAUUUGCCGUUUUGAAUGAAGCAGUGUUACAGAGGAUAUUAUCAAAAUACAUAAUAAAAUGUUCAUUCUAGUG